UACGGCUGUCAGAUGAACGUCAACGACACUGAAAUUGCGUGGUCCAUUCUUCAGAAGGGUGGAUAUGUUCGGACCCACGAACUAUCAGAGGCAGAUGUGGUGCUUCUUGUCACAUGUUCCAUAAGACCAUCUGGAACAGACUCAAACAUCUAGCAGUUCUGAAAAAGAAGCGUCUAAAGAGCAGCACUCCAUUAAAGAUAGGAGUCCUGGGUUGCAUGGCAGAGAGACUAAAGACUGAGUUGCUGGAGAAGGAGAGGGUGGUGGAUGUUGUAGCAGGGCCAGAUGCCUACAGAGAUCUUCCCCGACUCCUUGCACUGGCCCAUGGGGGUCAGAGGACCAGCAAUGUCCUGCUCUCCCUGGAAGAGACAUAUGCUGAUGUCAUGCCCAUUCACCAUUCAGGACACAGUGCCUUUGUGUCUAUCAUGCGGGGCUGUGACAACAUGUGCAGCUACUGCAUUGUGCCGUUUACCCGGGGGAGGGAGAGGAGCAGACCUGUGUCCUCCAUACUUGAAGAAGUGCGCAUGCUGUCUGACCAGGGGGUGAAGGAAGUGACCCUGCUGGGUCAAAACGUGAACAGCUACAGAGACGUGUCUGGGGAUGGGGCCAGCAACUCGGGGCUUGGUUCGCGCCUCAGCCGUGGUUUCAGCACCGUGUACCGUGAUGAGCAAGGAGGCCUGCGAUUCGCUGACCUGCUACACCACGUCUCCCUCGUAAACCCUGACAUAAGGAUUCGCUUCACCUCGCCACAUCCUAAAGACUUUCCUGAUGAGGUGUUAUAGCUAAUCCAAGAGCGGAGGAACAUCUGUAAACAGAUCCACUUGCCAGCUCAGAGCGGCAGCAGCAGAGUCUUACAGACCAUUAGGCGUGGGUAUACUAGGGAAGCCUACCUUGAGCUUGUGGAAAACAUUCGAAAGAUAAUACCAGGGGUCAGUCUGAGCAGUGACUUCAUCACAGGCUUCUGUGGGGAAAGCGAGGAGGACCACCAGCAGUCGGUCUCUCUGAUCAGGGAAGUGGGCUAUAAUGUAGCCUUCCUGUUUGCCUACAGCAUGAGGAAGAAAACUCAGGCAUACCCGGACGAUAUCCCGGCUGAGGUGAAGAAGCGUCGCCUGGAGGAGCUUAUCUGUACAUUCCGAGAAGAGGCGGCUAAGGUCAACACCAGGCUCAUCGGCAGCACACAGCUUGUCCUAGUGGAGGGAGAAAGUAAGAAGUCAUCUCAAGAUCUUUGUGGUCGGAAUGAUGGGAAUGUGAAGGUUAUUUUUCCAAGAAAGGAUUUGCUUUCUUAUCCCAUGGAUACCAACCCUGUCACCGUUAAAGCUGGAGACUAUGUACUGGUGAAGAUUACCUCAGCCAACUCUCAGAGUCUGCAAGGCCACGCCUUCAGCCACGCCUCCCUGAGUGAUGGACACCCCAGACGCCUAUGAAUGCACAGGCAGCUGCAUAUUAGCCUGUAGGUUCCACCUUCUUAGUAUCAGGACUGGGUGGGAGUGUGUGUCUCAGACCUAUAGGUCUUCCCAGCUCCAGCUCUUGGAAGCCAGUAUGCUCAGUGAGGAGUUUUCACUGCCUCAGUCAUCCUGUCUCCUCAUUAUCAAGCUCCUUAUGAGGUGAAUCAGGCAUGGUGAGGCAGAAAACCCCUGAAAAUAUGCAGGGAAGUUUCCUCAGAACUUGAGCUCAGUGUUCCUGAAGUGCAGUUUGAAAUGAAAUAAGGUUUUUCAUCUUUUCAUUCAUUCAUUUAUUCAGAAUCAUGUAUGAAAUCAAUUUUUUUAUUUUUAUGAUUGCAGCAAAUAAUGGAGGUGCAAGUGUAAUAAAUGAUGGAAAAGCAGAUUGCUUUCACACAGUAAUAUGUCCAAGCAGAUUGAUAUGUCCAAGCAGAUUGUUUUCAAUUUGUUCCACUCAAUUUGACAAAAGAACAGACUUUUAGCAGUUGAAAGUGAGCAGACAUCAGGUGAUGCUCAUUCAUGGCUUGAACUGAACAUCUGUCCCAAUGAGCA
Messenger RNA from Electrophorus electricus (electric eel), 1988 nucleotides. It is a transcript of the gene cdk5rap1, whose product is annotated as CDK5 regulatory subunit associated protein 1. Gene Ontology annotation, biological process: negative regulation of cyclin-dependent protein serine/threonine kinase activity; tRNA modification. The record is from RefSeq and is a predicted model, not a curated record. Gene Ontology annotation, cellular component: cytosol; mitochondrion. Lineage: Eukaryota; Metazoa; Chordata; Actinopteri; Gymnotiformes; Gymnotidae. Gene Ontology annotation, molecular function: 4 iron, 4 sulfur cluster binding; tRNA-2-methylthio-N(6)-dimethylallyladenosine(37) synthase activity.